Molecule: messenger RNA, 1988 nt
Organism: Spizellomyces punctatus DAOM BR117
Lineage: Eukaryota; Fungi; Chytridiomycota; Chytridiomycetes; Spizellomycetales; Spizellomycetaceae
Exons: 1
Coding region: 71-625 (184 amino acids)
Source: RefSeq, a predicted model, not a curated record
UUCGAGGACGGCCCAAUGACUCGUGUGCGGCAGAAGGAAUGGUGCCCUAUUCUUAAAGUACGAGUAAAACAUGUUGGAACGAGCAUCAGCACCUGCCCAGGACACAGCAGGAUCCACGGAUCGAUUGUCAACUGAUGGAUCACCCAACGACGGAGGAGCCCCGGAGGCACCUCGCACCAUAGACGUGGACGCUCUUUCCGCAACAAUCCCCCCACAAAAGCCCUCCCAUCACCCCUCCCACACCCGAACCCUGCACUUCAUCCAGAAAUCUCCCACGCAUGUAGUCCCUCUCCUUCUCCACAUUCACCACCACGAUCUCUCCUCCUUUACACCAACGCACUUUACAGCUCUUCUCACCGCCUUACAACCCGCUCUCCUUUCUCCUCCUUCCGACUCACUCGCAACCCAUGUCCGAUGCACAGGCUUUCAGGCAGCUUACUACUUUCGACCAGCAGAGCACCAGUCCAUGAUGCUACGCCGCGACGGACGGUUGUGUAAAAUGUAUGUGGAGAGGAGGAUGGUGGUUGUGAUUGUUGAAAUGGGGGAUCGGAAGGUGCCGGUGGAUUAUCUGGGGGUUUGUUAUAGAAAGGUGGGGAUUGAGGAAUUUUUCGAGGUGGGUGGGUGAGUUUUUUUCUUUUUCGCCACUGCUUUUCUUUGGAGAACAUGCCUUUGGUCCCAGCGUAUGUGACAAACGAGCAAAAUAACGUCCAGUGCUAUUGCAACUAUACCUCAAUAACAAAAAACAACGCACACAUGCUCAGUAUACAAAAUCCUUCAGCCCAUUCAAAUCUAGAUCAAACAGCCAAACACCCUUGUCUGCACCUCCAAAUGCAACAACUUUCUCGUUCGCACUCAUCGCAACCCCGUACACCGUCCCCGGCACAGAAUGCACCAUACCCACUGGCCGCUUGAGAGCCGUACUGUACAAUUUGACUUGAUUGUGAAUUCCUCCUCCGCCGGCUAGAAUGUACUUGUUGCCGUUUUUGCUGUAUUGAGCCGAGUAGAGGAGCGUGUGGUGUUUAUUGUCGGGAUCGACGGACCAGGGAAGGGUUUCGACCAGGCUGUGUGUUUUAAGGGACCAAAUCUAGUGUAUGACGAGUGAGUGUCAGGUCCCAUGGAAGAGAUGCGGAUGGGCGCUCAUACCUGGAGGACGUCCUCCUUCCGCCAUGACCCGGUCAGUAUCUUUGACCCAUCCUCCGAUAUGUCCAAAGCAUCCCCGCAAAUGUGUGGUCCGUAGAUGCUUGCGACGGAAUGUCCCACACGAAUAUCCCAAAUCUAAAUGAAAGCCGUGUCAACUCCAAUGCUCACCACGGUCAUGUAUCGAAAGACGUUUACCUGGAUGGUAUUGUCCCAACCACCACUGAUCAAACAAUGCGGAUCGGUUGGAUGGAACUUUACCGAAAAGAUACGGUUAGAGUGCCCGGCUGUGUCAGCGGGUAUACCGCCCGUUCUACACUUGAAAUCAGCACACGCCAUCUUUCACAGAAAUAAUACGAAAAAAAACGCACUUACCCAGCCUUCAUUUUCGCAAUCUCCUUCAUUCCCAUCCCAUCAUACACCCGGACCCAACAAUCACUUCCUCCCGUUGCAAACCGCAUCCCAUAUCCAUCAUACGAGACGCAAUUGAUCUGGUUAUCUGCUUCCUUUAUCGUCGAUAUGGCUUGUCCAGAUGUAAUGUGAUAAUGUACAACAUGUCCUGAAGCGUCUAUGGUGAUAUUAGUGACAUUGUUUAGCGACGUGCGUGGCGGUCAAACUUGAAGAAACGUACAUGAGGCUGCAAGUACGUUCCGGUUCUUGUACGCUGCAUUUUCGGGACGAAAGGCGAGACCAGUGACUGGGAGGGCGGUCUCGAGGGGAGCAGGCAACGUACAUAGCGUCUCAUGUGUUCGGACGGAUAUAAUCUACGUAUUUCAUUUCAACAACACAUUUGGCUACACUUUUGAAAUUUUGCAGAAAACGUACUGGUAUCCGUGCAUCACCCAAUCCAG